Molecule: messenger RNA, 4383 nt
Organism: Owenia fusiformis
Lineage: Eukaryota; Metazoa; Annelida; Polychaeta; Sabellida; Oweniidae
Source: the annotation of a GenBank genome assembly
CUGACAGAACAAGUGGAACUUUGAAAUAUCUGAAGAAUAAGUUUAUUUCUAAUCAAGUCAACUAGAUGGACAAUUUUGAUGAUUUGUGCUAAUUAAUUGGACUUCAGAGCAAUUAAAGUGCAAUUAGUGAUCAGUUUUAGACUGAAAACAAUUAGACUACUGAUUGAAAAACUUUGCAGAAACUUGGAAAGCUGAAAUUUCUCAGCUGAAUAGACACAUUUCAAUUCAUAUUGAUUGAGGACUUGAGAAAGAUUUGCAGUUAGAAAAUGGAUGGGCCGACAAGUAUUUCAUCUUCGCAGCAUCACAGUCCAAGACCAUCACCCCCACUUCAUCAGGUUGCUCCGCAGACCCAACAGAUCUCCCCACCCAUGGGGUUAGGGGCGCUACAUCACAGUCCCAUUCCUGCCCAUGGAAUGCCACAUACAGCUGCAAUAUACCCGAUCACACACAAACUUGACAAACCAGCCUACAGCACACCUCCGCCAGUUACAAGUAACCCAGAGAACAAUACAUGUAAAAUGAUUGAAUACAGAGGUGCAAAAAUCGCAGCGUUCACUGUAGAUGGGCGAGAACUUAUCUGUCUCCCACAGGCAUUCGAUUUGUUCCUGAAGCACCUAGUUGGUGGUUUACAUACUGUAUAUACAAAACUUAAAAGACUUGAUAUAACACCGAUUGUAUGUAAUGUAGAGCAGGUACGCAUUCUUCGCGGAUUGGGUGCAAUUCAGCCAGGCGUAAACAGAUGCAAACUUAUCUCUCCAAAAGAGUUUGAUAUUCUUUACGAUGACUGCACUAACUCAAGUGCACGUCCAGGCCGGCCCCCAAAGAGAAGCCCCUCUGUCCAUGCCAAUCCCGAAACACUGGAAAAGUUGAAGAAGAGUCGUCUUGACCUUGGGGACUAUCACUAUCCCCCUAUGAUAGAUCCGAAAAAAGCGCCACUUUUGGCAAAUGGGUUCUCUCACUAUCUGCCACAUCUAGGGGCUGUACCUUUUAUGCCACUCAACCAUCCAAUGAUGUCAACAGCUGUUUCUAUGGCAAUGGCCAAUCAUCUGCGAGGGGAGGCACAACCAGUGAUGCGAGAACGAAGUGAAUCUGAUUCAGAUCUAAUGUCCCCAAGAUCUAUACAGGAGAGGAUGGAACAUGCAGAUCACCAUAGAGACGGCCACCACAACCAUCAUCCCCAUGACGAUAAACUAUCGCCACACUACCCCCACCUUAUACAGCACCGCAGCUAUGACAGACGUGUCAGCACCACUGAUAAGGAAUCUGGUAUUGGAACACCGAGUGAUGCACCCAGUGGAAUGGAUUUGUCGACAAAGAGUGCAUUGCAUUCUGGGAAUUCAGAUGACGCAGAUGAAGAUACUGAUGAUGAAGAAGCAAUGAACACAGCAGUCAAGCAGCCAAUCAGACAUUCAUCUGGAACAGAUCUCAGCGAAAAACCAAGCCCACCAGCCAUCCCCAAUUUCUCCGCCAUCUUGAAUGCUGAGAACUCUGGGAUAUCAUCCAUCGAGACAUUGUUAUUGAAUAUUCAGGGGCUUCUUAAAGUUGCUGCCGAAAAUGCACGUCACCAUGAACGCCAGAUCAAUUAUGAGAAAGCUGAACUAAAGAUGGAGCUGAUGAGAGAACGUGAACUGAGGGAAAACUUUGAGAAGCAACUCCAAGAGGAACAGCGAAACAGAGUUGUCAUUCAGAAGAGAUACAGGAAAGAAAAGAAAACAAGACGACGUCUGCAGGAAGAGAUUGAAUCUGUUGAACAAAAGCGCCCUCUAUCUGCAGAAGAUUUACGUAAAUCACCUCAAUCUGACAACUCACGAGUACAAGAUGGCACAUCCUCCUCUGAUCAGGACAGUGGGCCAGAAUACAACAGCGUAUCAAGGGCAAUAUCAGAGAAUAAACUAGCAGGUACAUAUGUUGGCCCACGUAUGGGUGUAAUCAGUAUGGUGGAUAGCUACAUGGCCCAACAAAAACUGAACAACUACUUACACCCUCCUUCCCACAAAACAGAGGGCAUCUCUAACUGAGGGCUUCUCACACUCACUCUCUGAGGGCAUCUCAAAUUGAAGAUUCAGAAAUACAGGGGAACCAAAAACAUUAAUUCAUGAAUGGUCCCUAAUGCAGACUGAGCAGAUAUUAAAUUACAGAAAAGCCAAAAGUUGACAUUGCUUUUUUCAAAAGCAGUUUUUGAAAUACAGAAGAACCAGAAAUGCCCCUCGCCUAAAAUCAAAAGCAAUAGUGUAAUUGUUGAUAAGGCGAGAGAAUAAGGCUGAAAAACAGCUAUGAAAAUACAGGUGGUUCAAAAACUAAGAUAAAGCAUCCUGCUAAUUAAGAAAAUACAGUGAACAAUAGAUGUUAGUCCCCUAUGAACUAGAUACAGUGAAUAAUGUGGACAGUAUGAAACAUGGCCAGAGUCUAUAAUAUAUAGAUAUAAAAAUGUUGUUGUUGUAUUUUCACAACAAACAUUAUCUGUAACUGUAAAACACUGUAAAGCAUCAUAAUGUGUAUAAUAUUUGUCUUUCUGAAUAUCAAAUGACUCCAAUAGACUCAUGUCCCUAAACUGAUUCAGUGUCGCUGAACUGAUCUUGGAACAAGGAAACUGAUUUCUUAAAAAUAUUGUGUAUUGGGAUGAAAUUCAAUUAUCUCAUGAUAUUGCAAUAUAUGUUCUAUACCACUGAAUUUAACCUCCUGAAAUUCACAAUAUUAUCAAGAAAUAGGGUCUAGGAUAAAUUGACCAUGUUUUUAUCAGCUCAGUUUCCCUAGGCCUAACACUUGUAUGUAUUAUAGUGUUAAGUGCAAGACAUAUAGCCUAGCUGGGUUGAUGAUACAUUAUUAGCGACUUUAGCUAUUUCUCCAUUGUUAUUUGUUAAUGUGUUUACAUGUAAAUGGUGAUUCUUGUUCCACUGCCAUAUUUAAUUAAUUGUGGAUUGUAUAUAGCCCUGUAGGCCUGUAUAUAUCUAUAUAAAUGUCAAGGAUUGUUACAUAUUGCAAGAAAACAAAUUGUUCAGAGUACAGGGUGUUCACAUAUAUGGAAAUGGUCCUGGAGGUUAUGUUUAUUCCAUGAUUUAGAAGGCAUGUAGUCUACACUUAAACUUACUAAAAUAUCAGAAGUUGAGACAGUUCGUUCGUUUAGUUUAGAGAGAAAGGAUUGAAAGCAGAGAAGAAUUAAGAUGAUCAUCUGUGACCAUUAUGACACCUUGUAAGAUGUACAAUACUAUAUUUUAUCCCCCCCCCCAUGUUAAAACACUAUUCCUCUAUCAUAUUCACCCUCAAGAUAAAUCUUAUAUCUAAACUUCACUUGUUCUAUGUUACAUUUUACAUAUUAUAUUAGUGUUAUUGUUUAUUUGUCUCAAAAUUAAGGCCAUAUGAACAUCAAAAGCAAAUUUCAGUUAGGUGAUAUGUCUCUUGGCAUAUUUUCUAGUUGCUGUCUUUAUAUAAUAUUAUACUUCUAUUUCAAUGUGAGAAUUUCUCACUUGAUUGUACUGCAUUUAGUGUCCAUUUAUAGAGGUAUCUUCAUUCAUACCUUUUGAUCAAUUUGAAAAAUGAUCCAGAAGCCAAAUUUUCAAAAGAAUCUAACUUGAUGGCAUGUUUAUAACGGUCUCUUGCAUCAAUGUCAUGAUUUUAUGCACACAGCUCUUUAUUUAGUAUGAAUAAUUUAUCAAUCCAUGACAUUAGAAUCAUAGAUGUUGGGCCAAUAGGUGGCAUAGUAAUCAGAUAUAGUAAACAAACUGAUCAUUGCGCCACCUAGUCUCACCAUUUAUGCUUAGAAUCUCAAUGAGAAUUCAGCAUAAAUAUCAGCAUAAUAGAAGUAUAUACAUGUCAUGGGAUAAUAUUUUGUAGACUUAUGAUAUAAAAGAGUUGUGCAUUGGGAUAUUUUGGACAGAGGGUUUAUCCUGAGGUUAAUUGGUGUUUCGCCCAAGAGACAGAGUGAGAUACACAUAUUUCCCAAGGGAUGAACCCUCUAUCCAAAACAAACUAUGCAUAGCAAAUGUAACCCAUGUCUACUGUGGUUUUAGUUUAGGGACAUUAUACCAGGUUCCAAAAUAUUAAAAAAGAUAAAUUAAUGUCAGUUUUGAAACUUUAAAUACAAAAUUAUUCAGAACCUAGAACCUUAGUAGGUAUGGGAUGUUGAAUUUUAAAUUAUUAUCAAUUAUGACUGGAGAAUUCAUAGAAAUGUUGUGACAAAAAUCGAGACUGGAAAAAGUUUCAUCCAAAUCACAUUUUAUAGAAUUUUAGAGUGACUGACAUUGUCUUAUCAGUCAUGUUUUUUUCUAAUUCAUUGUUUUUCACAUUGUUGGCAUAUUGCAUCUUAUGUAAAUUAAGCUACUGUGUUAUUAAUUGUACAGUUAUUGUAUGUAUUAUGCUAAUUACAAUAUCGUUUUGUAUCAUAAA